This is a messenger RNA of Volvox carteri f. nagariensis, 1711 nucleotides long. RefSeq names its product plastid/chloroplast ribosomal protein L1 (gene prpL1). Gene Ontology annotation, biological process: translation. Gene Ontology annotation, cellular component: large ribosomal subunit. The transcript has 3 exons. The record is from RefSeq and is a predicted model, not a curated record. Lineage: Eukaryota; Viridiplantae; Chlorophyta; Chlorophyceae; Chlamydomonadales; Volvocaceae. Gene Ontology annotation, molecular function: structural constituent of ribosome; RNA binding. The coding region runs from base 34 to 942 and encodes 302 amino acids.
CGUUCUUUUGCACAUUUUUCCAACAGCAGAAAGAUGGCCACGUACGCUCUGCAGCAAAGGCUGCUUCAGCCGACCGCCGGCGUCCGCCGGUGCCCGGCCCCAUUCAGGCCGGUUGUCCCCAGCCGGCUGCAGCGCCUGCAGGACAUCGUGGUGCACGCAGCAGCCGUUGAGGAGUAUGAGGAAGUGGAAGUCGCAGCGUCCAACAAGCAGCAGAACCAGCGCCGCGAGAAGCCUCGCUCAAGGCGCUUUAAGGAUAUGCAGAAGAAGACUCCUGGCCGCACUUCUGAACUGGACCCCAAGGAAGCGAUUAAGCUCUUGAAGCAGACUGCUUCUACGAAAUUCACAGAGAGCGUGGAAUUCCACGCCCGUAUGGGCCUGGACCCGAAAUUCUCAGACCAGCAGCUGCGCGCCACUGUCUCGCUGCCAUGUGGAACCGGCAAGGAGCUUCGUGUGGCUGUUCUGACCCAAAAUGAUAACUUGCGCCUUGCCAAGGAGGCUGGCGCCGAUGUUGUGGGCGCUGACGACCUUAUUGAGAAGAUUAGCGGCGGCUUUAUGGAGUUUGAUAAGCUGAUCGCUACGCCGGACAUGAUGCCUAAGGUAGCCAAGCUUGGUCGUGUGCUGGGCCCACGUGGCCUUAUGCCGAACCCCAAGGCCGGGACGGUCACGACGGACGUCGCCGGGACUGUCAAGGACUUCAAGGGCGGCAAGGUGGAGUACCGUUUGGACAAGACGGGGAACCUGCACGUCCUGUUCGGGCGCGCGGACUUCAAGGAGGACGACCUCAUCUUCAACCUCAAGGCUGUGCAGGAGUCCAUUGACGCCAACAAGCCGUCAGGCGCCAAGGGUGUGUACUGGAAGAGCAUGUACGUGUGCACCACCAUGGGGCCCUCGUUGCGGCUGAGCGUCUCGGCCCUCCAGAACACUAAGGGCAAGCAGGAGUAAGCGCGCAGGCCGGCACUCGGUUGUCUUAGCUAGGCCACGCAGUCGCGUCUUCGCGACGUCGGAGGAAUGCUAGCAUGGCUGGGUUAGUCCUUGCAGGGCAGGCCAUCUGGAAUGGCAUACAAAUCGGCGGUGCGGGGCGCAGCUUGGGCAGGCGGAUCCUCCCCGCGUGCUAUUGUGCACCGAUUUUGACGAGGGACCCCCUAAUACCCUUUCGGGGGGAGGAGGGGCGGUGGGCUCUCAGGAGGAUCCAAUCGAGUCCGGCUUAUUGCGAAGGGUGGGCUCGAACCUAAUAGAGUAUGAUGUGCAGCGCACUUGUGCUUACAAGGUUGCGCGUGCAUCUGGGGCACGGGGCUUGGGCUUUUCCUCCAGGAACCCGAGCCUGUGUUGCACAGCGCGCUGCCGUGCUGCAAGGUUCCCCGAGGACUUGGUGGGAUACUGAUUUAAAGUAGGACUGCUGAUUGAAGGGUGUGACAAGGUAGACAUGGUGGCCAAUGACCGAUUGGUUCUGCCUUGGCAGCAGCAAGUGCUAUAAGGUAGGUAGGCCGUCGAGGCAUUGGCAGGAAGCGUGGCGGUGUUGUUGUGGGACCGGUGACGUCCCCCCAGGUAUUUUGUCCCUGCCGUGAGAACAUCGCCGCUUGUAACCGUGGCGUGUCAUUGAGAACGCAAACGCCGCUCAGCUUACUGACUGACAGCAAGCGUGGUGGCCCGGGGGAAAGUGCACAUGCAGAUGCAACUCCCGCACUUGCCUUUUGUAAGCAGUGGUACCUGG